Anoplophora glabripennis (Asian longhorned beetle) is the source of this 1935-nucleotide messenger RNA. RefSeq lists its product as uncharacterized. The record is from RefSeq and is a predicted model, not a curated record. The transcript has 5 exons. The coding region runs from base 1 to 1935 and encodes 644 amino acids. Lineage: Eukaryota; Metazoa; Arthropoda; Insecta; Coleoptera; Cerambycidae.
AUGGCUAACAAAGUUGUUGCUAUGUCCCGUGGGCCUAAAAUUGCCAAUGUGUCAAAGAACCCUCCAAAGGGAGAUGCUGAAUGGUAUGACAGGCAUAUUUCAGAAGAAAACAGUCCUUUUGAUAACAACUUUGAGAAGGGAUUAGGGGACCUCCAUGGAAGAACUAUAUUGUACACUUCCAAAAGUAAAAAAUACUUGAUAAAUACCUCUACUUGUAAAAUACCCGAUAUAGAUCCUUUCAAUGACGAAAUUAAGAAGUAUGUUCGUAAAGAAAAAUACACCAAGUGCACCAAUUUGGGAUUGCUCACUUACACCGAGAAAGAAGAUGGUCUGGUUUUAUUGAAAAUCAACACUAGUGUUAUGUCACAGUACAGCUUUUUCGAAAUUAAUUGUUGUUAUUCAGAAAUAUAUAGAUUCAAUUACGAGAAUAAGUCUGACAACGAAGUAAGGUAUUCUUCUUGUACACAAUUCAAAGACAAAACCGUUAUCUCAUAUCCAUUCAUAAGGGUGAAAUGUUCCAACUGGUUUCGAUAUGUCUACUCCAAUGUUCACGCCACCGUCUUAGCUACAAGACAUGAAGUAGCUCACAAAAUCAACAGAACAAAUCACUUCAGUGUGUUAGUAAUAGGUAUAGACAGCAUAUCAAAAUUAAAUCUAAGACGAACGAUGCCAAAGACCUACGCUUACUUAGAGCAACACUUCCAUGGCUUAAAGGGAUACAACAAAAUAGGUGACAAUACAUUUCCAAAUCUAAUGGCCAUUCUUACGGGACAGAGUACUUCGCAGUUGUCUAAGAGCUGCAAUACAGGAAAGUUGAACGUCUGCGAUUUUAUCUGGAAUACGUUUAGAGAAUCAGGAUACGUGACUGCCUAUGCGGAAGAUGAAGGAGCUAUUAAUACUUUUAACUACGAUAGGCGAGGUUUUAGAGAUCCGCCUACGGAUUUCUAUUACAGGCCUUACUUUGUUGCUUCUGAAGAGUUAGGUAGAAAAUUACGGUAUGGUAUGACCUACUGCGCUGGACCGGAAACCUCAGCAGAGAGGAUGCUCAACGCUGCACGAGAUUUUUCUGUUAGCUUUAAAGACGUGCCUACUUUUGGAUUAUUUUGGAUGAACAGUUUUAGUCACGAAAACAUCAACAUGCCUUCGGCUAUGGACGAAAGGGUGCUGGAAUUUUUGAGUGACUCUAUCUUUAAGUCUUCGCUGGAGAAUACAGUGAUGGUGUUCCUUAGUGACCAUGGAUUUAGAUUCGGAGAUAUCAGGCUCACUCGUACGGGCUGGCUAGAGGAGAGGUUGCCUUUUAUCUACGUCUAUAUAGCAGACAGUUUUAAGAAGAAGUUUAGAGAAAAGUACGAGAAUUUCAUGGUUAAUACCGAGCGACUCACUACACCGUUUGACAUAUACUGCACUUUUCAGGACAUUUUGGAAAUCAGCAACUGCUCGUACAAAGCAAAGAAGAGCCGAGCUUGUCCAAAUUGUCAAUCAUUGUUCACGACGAUUAGAGAAAAUCGUACUUGCAGGGAAGCUGCUAUUGACCUACAUUGGUGCAGUUGUAUUGGGCAUAACCAAGUCAGUUCGAAAAACGAGCUGUUAAGGAAGGUAGCACUGUUUGUUGUAAAAGAAAUUAAUAAAGUUGUUAGGAGUUUUGUUGAAGGUAGUGGUUGUUCCACGUACGCUUUAAAGGAUAUUGUUACAGGCGGUAUGUCUGUGCACUAUUUGAACGAGAAUAGUCAAACCGUUCGACAAAUUGUGGUUGUAGCCGAAACCAGUCCCAAAGCGAUAUUUGAAGCUACUGUCGAAGCUUAUACAAUUUCGGAAGAGAAUAAUUUUAAGCUGCUUGGUGAUAUUAGUCGACUAAACAGAUACAAGAGCAAUAGCUACUGUGUUGAGGAUCCCAUUUUGAAGAAAUAUUGUUUCUGUAAUAGAACCGCCUUUUAA